Molecule: messenger RNA, 3032 nt
Organism: Orbicella faveolata
Lineage: Eukaryota; Metazoa; Cnidaria; Anthozoa; Scleractinia; Merulinidae
Product: ATP-dependent RNA helicase DDX54-like
Cellular component (GO): cytosol; nucleus
Molecular function (GO): RNA binding; ATP binding; RNA helicase activity
Source: RefSeq, a predicted model, not a curated record
AUGGUUAAAUGGCGGACGAAAAAGACUUGUCGUAAUUUUUGCCUUUGAAUGGUUUAUUUUCGCAUUUUGUCAGAGAAUAAUUCGUUAGUUGUUAUCAUUACUAUAUAUGAUGGCCAAAAAGAAAUCGUCAAUAUUGUCAAAGGGUAAGCCGAGUAAGAACUUCCAGCAGAAAAGGAACAAGAAAGGAGGGAAAACGACGCCACAAAAUCUCAGGAGAAAGAAGGCUAGAGAUAAGGAGACUGAUGAUGAGGUAGAAACCAGUGGACUCUAUAACCAUGAAGAAGAUGCAAAUUUUAGGCAAGAUGAUGUUGAUGAUGAUGAUGAUGAUGACACUGUACUCAACACAAGAGGACUUGUCACCGAGCAUAACAAGAAAAAAAAGAAGUCGGGAGGAUUUCAAUCAAUGGGGUUGAGCUUUCCAGUGUUCAAAGGAGUCAUGAAAAAAGGUUACAGGCUUCCUACACCUAUUCAAAGAAAGACGAUACCAGUGAUUAUGGAUGGAAAAGACGUGGUAGCAAUGGCUCGCACAGGCUCUGGGAAAACAGCUGCCUUUUUGAUACCAAUGUUUGAAAGACUUAAAACCCAUUCAGCCAAGGUUGGUGCCCGAGGGUUGAUCUUGUCACCCACACGUGAGUUAGCCCUCCAGACUCUCAAAUUCACCAAAGAGCUUGGUAGAUUCACUGGUUUAAAGGCAGCUGUGGUGCUUGGUGGAGAUAGUCUAGAAGGGCAGUUUGCAGCAUUGCAUGGAAAUCCAGACAUUAUUGUGGCCACUCCAGGACGGUUUCUUCAUGUCAUGAUGGAAAUGGACCUGAAGUUGACUGCAGUAGAAUAUGUUGUGUUUGAUGAAGCUGACAGGCUCUUUGAGAUGGGGUUUGCUCAGCAACUUCAUGAAAUUAUCAAUCGUCUUCCAGAUUCCAGACAAACCCUUCUGUUUUCUGCAACUCUUCCAAAAUUAUUAGUGGAUUUCACGAAAGCAGGUUUAACUGACCCUGUCCUUAUAAGGCUGGAUGUUGACUCCAAACUAAGUGAGCAGUUAAGGCUUGCUUUCUUUUCACUGAGAUCAGAUGACAAACCAGCUGUGUUGUUGCACAUUCUUCAAAACUUGGUCAAACCAUCUGAACAGACCCUUGUCUUUACGGCUACAAAGCACCAUGUGGAAUACUUAAAAGAGCUGCUAGAAGUCGCUGGAAUAGAAAGUUCCUUUGUUUACAGCACCCUGGAUCAAGCAGCAAGAAAGAUCAACAUUGGCAAGUUUCAACACAAGAAAACGAACGUUAUGGUCGUCACUGACGUGGCUGCUCGUGGAAUUGACAUCCCGAUGCUGGAUAACGUGAUCAAUUACAACUUUCCAGCCAAACCAAAGCUUUUUAUUCAUCGAGUAGGUCGGGUUGCAAGAGCUGGUCGCAGUGGAACGGCUUAUUCUCUCGUGGGUAGUGACGAGUUAGCUCACACGGUGGAUCUUCAUCUUUUCCUUGGUCGACCGCUCAAACUGGCAGGGAAAGACUCGCAGGCUCAAGAUGAUGGGCUCAUUGGCGCGGUUCCUCAGCUACUCGUGGAUGAGGAACAGAACUUUCUCAAGAGAGCACAUGAUCAGUCACAUGACCUGAUUUCUCUUCGUCAAGUGGCGGCCAACGGAUACAAACAAUACAUAAAAUCCAGGCCAAGUGCUUCCUCGGAAUCUGUCAAGCGAUCCAAGCAAAUCGACACAGCUACUCUCCCAGUUCAUCCACUGUUCAAAUCUGGUGUUACAUCUUCCAAUGUGGCUUCUACUUCAAGAGUCGAUAUUUUGGACGGUGUGAGGAAUUUCAGGCCGAGACAGACAAUCUUCGAGAUUGGUUCUACGUCAAAAUCCACAGCGCAGUCUAUCAUGAUGUCAAAAAGAAAACGUCACAGCGACGUCAUUCAAAGAGCACAGCGACUCAAACAGGACGACUCAGUGACUGACCUGGGGAGGGGUGCUGGCACCGGAAGUGAAGAACAGAACAAUAGCGCAACUACGGACGAAAUUAGGGGAGUCUUCGCCACCGUGUUCGAUCCAAGCCAGAAAAAGAAGAGAAAGAAAUCAAAGUCCGAUCCUCAAGGUUUUUCCAUGAAGAAUUUCAGAGACGAGAACUACAUUCCCCAUACCGCCUCGGAUCAUUACGGCGAGAGAGGCCUGGGGCUUGGUUUGAAGUCGUUUGAGAAGGAUGUAUCAGGUGCUGUGAUGGACAUCCAAGCUGACGAAGAAGAAGGAAUGAGACAAGCCAAGUCGCUCAAAAAAUGGGAUCGUAAGAGGAAAAAUUAUGUUGGAGAAGAUGGUAACGUGAAAAAACUCAGAACAGAGAGCGGCGUGCGGAUCCCAGCAACCUACAAGAAAAAUAUAUACCAAGACUGGUUACGAAGAAAUAAGAUGGACGUUCCCGGAUCAGAAGAUCGCGAGGAGAAUGGAACGAGGCCAGGUCACAAAAAGAACAGAAAAGGUAAAGGCGGGAAAAGCUUUCCUCCCAAAGGUAAAGGUUUUGGCGGGAAAGGCGCUAAACCGCGUGGAAACGAACUGAAAUCCAAGGACCAGAUACUGAAGGCUCGGCACAGAAAGGAAACUACUAUGCAACGGCAAAAUAAAGGAAAACUAAAAGGAAAAAGGGGCAGAGGAAAACCAAGUAGAAGAAAGUGAACUGAAAUCAGUCCGAGGGGGUAACGCCGAGUAGCGCCUGUUUCGGUUAACACUUAGCCUCGGGCUGUUUUCGGCCCGAAGUGUUCCGAUUCUUACUGGCCAAUCAGAAAACAACACGAUGACUCCGAACUUUGUUGCGUCUUGUUACCGCCGUCUAAGCACGUCAUAUUUCAUUCCAUACCUCCAUAUCGCGGGCUCAGUGAGUAGGUGUUUGCUUCCAAAUGAAAUCAGAUAUGCGUCUUGUAAUUUGUUGUAGCCAAGGCAACAAACCGCAUGAAUGAUAAAGGCACUGUGCAGAGACGAAAAGACGGCUACAGUGGAACCUCGAUUUAACGAUCCUCUAAUUAACGAUGGCCUCGAUAUAACGAACCUCGAUAUA